Porites evermanni is the source of this 17537-nucleotide messenger RNA. NCBI's taxonomy places the organism in Eukaryota, Metazoa, Cnidaria, Anthozoa, Scleractinia, Poritidae. The record is from the annotation of a GenBank genome assembly.
AUGGCAAUGUGCAGUGUGAUUGGUUUAUCAUCAUGGGAUUACACUUCUGCUUCCAACUACGAAAAUCUGGUUUUCACCAUAAGAGGAAUGUAGGCGACGGAGUUAUAAGCGGAGUCAGAAAAAAUGGAAACGUUCUGAUUCUUCUGACUCCAAUUGCAUAGUGCUUAUGACUCCGUUUAUGCCUCCUAUUCUGGAUUUUCACCAGGUCAUAAGUGCUCUUAUGACUCCACUUACGACUCCCAAUCUGACUCAGUCGCUAGUGAAAACCAGCCUUAAAAGUUCAUUGUUGGUAAGCCUUCAACAAUUUUCUUAGUGUCUCUUUAUGGAGAGCAUCAAGAUUGACUAGUAUGAUAAGCAGAUAAAAUGAACCUGCAAGCAACGUCUGAGGCCCGUUUCAAACGUCGUGCUACUGCCGUGCCGAACUCAAUUCAUAGAUUACAAAUGCAUUAGAAUACAUUUAAAAGUUUGCUGAACCGUUUCUUUAUUAUUGUGGUUUCUUUUCGGCAACAGCCAUUCUAUUCGACUGAAUUAAAUUCGACGUCUGACACCAAGUCGUGCUCGUGUUGUGCUACAGUCGAGCUACAGUCGAGCCAGCUUAGCACGGCAGUAGCACAAUGCUUGAAACAGGCCUGAUUUAAGUUUAUUUCCUACCAACAAGUGGUUUUUAAAAUGAGUGCUUGCUCACAAACAUGUGCUUAAAUACGACUGAAAUUAACUAACAAUUUAGCCAUGUGAUACAACCAAGCUACAAUAAGUGAUAAAGAACUGUUUGCUUUGAAGACACUGCAACAAUCAGGUCUUGGGCCACUAUGAUAGACUUUAUUCAAAGAUGACAGAUUAGAAAACUGACUAUGGGUGUUACUAAAUUAGAUGGCUAACGAGAUAUCUCAUAAAAAGAAAUUUAAAAAAAGUGGUCAUCAAACAGAGCACCCUAAAUGUCUAACCUUAUACGUACAUGUAUCAUUCACAGAUCUUUAAUACCUUCAAACAAACACCUAACACUUGCCUCUCUUUUAUAUGGGCAAGUUGGCCUCUCAAAAAGUCAAGAAUAACAAGUGGUAAUAAUGGAGCGACCGGAAAUUGUCCAAAAGUUCGAAUGUGCCCUUUAGCAGCCUGAAGCAAAUUGACUUAUUGCUAAGAAUGCAGACUCGCGUAGCUGUUUUGCACGCAAAGAAACCGUGCGUUGAAAUAUCGGUUAAGAGACCCUUCAAAGACGCUUUUUUGCUGUCUGAGUUCAAAUAUAAGGAGUAGGCCUCCAAAAUAUGUUUUGAAAGUGUCAAUCUACAUAGCCUUUGACAAGUUGCGAGGAUGCUAAGACUUUUCAAGACCAACUGCUUCUCGAAAUUUAUUAAACAAAGUCAAGUAAUUAUGGUGAAAUGUACAAAGCAGUAAGCAUUGCCCGAGGCCAAAAGCCGUCAAGCACACGAACAUAACAGGUCUGUUUUAGCUGCACUUUGAAGUCAAUAAUAACAGUUUAGUAUUCAAGAAAAGGGAUUUUGCAUUCUUAAAAAAAGUUAAUCCCUCUAUUUGGGAACUGUACGACACGGAUUUAGCCGUCAAGCAUACUUUAGUCGCAGCAGUUUUCGAGAAAUUUGACCCGAUAAAGACAUCUUUGAUGAAAAUACAUGAGAAAAGCAGAAUUUCCUGCGAAGCCGACUCUCGUUUCGUGAUACGAGCCAAUCCACAAUUAUGGGUACAUUAUAUUGGGCGAUGCGGCUUCAAUUUAGCCCAAAAUAGAACUCAGCUUCACCAAUAGGCCAUAUGAAUAAAGCUUUACUGAGAGAGUUCGUGGUUAUAAGCUUAAAUAAGCUUGGGUCAUACAUAAGUCCUCACAAGAUUUUUUUAUUUUUACCGCGGUGAAACAGCGAAUGGAACGAAAUACAAGAUAAAAAGUUUCUCAAUUUUACGUUCAUUAAGCAUUCAGUAAUGUUUUAUCCUAGUGAUCACUACGAAUGUUUUCUCAUUUCGCGAGAUUUGUUUGGAAUCGGAUGCUCGAAGAGUUAACAAGAGCGCUUCCGUCAAGAUUAAGAAAACUGUCAGUAGAAAGCGAUUUUGCUCAUUGAAAAAACUUUCUGUCUUCAACGGAAGGCAAAAAGUCGAAUGAAAAAGAGUUAGCUCUUCAAAGGCUUGUCAAAACAAAGUCUACAGAUCUCGCGUGUAUUCAUCAUACACUUUGCUGACCGCCGAAGCAGAACUGCUAAUCUUUAAAGAAGCUAAAAACAAAAUCGCCCUUGCUAGGAUCAACAAAACAUCUAAUGUUUGUCGAAUCCGAAUUUCCGUCAAGUUGACUUACCUACUGAUAGCGUAAACAACGAAAAACUCAACAACACGAAGCCACAUCGCGAUAGCCCUUCCAUGUUUCUUGUGCAUAGAUCGACAAACAACAAACCCCUCUCUGUCGGGUUUUGUCAAUGUGCCCAAUUAUGGAAAUUGGGUCUGAAUCGAACGCGUUGAUUGGCUGAUAGAGAGUAACAGAUGUCACCUUUUUUUCAAGGCAUUUGGCGGUUUAGGAUGAUUACAGGCAAAUACGGAGAAUUGUUGCCUAUUGUUAAGCGACCAAUCGCAAAGGGGGCUAUUUUUCUUUCGGAAACAACAAAGGCUUUUACUAAAUGAGUCUUAAGAUACCGAAAAAUAAUGCCUUUUAUCCUCAGCGUCUGGGGAAAUAAAGUGAGAAUAUAGAGUUCAAUAAAGAUGCCGACUGCAUUUACGUGUGAAGAUACUAGAGAAACUAUGAGACAAAGGAAGUUUUGUUACUGAAAAACGAGGCUUUUUGUAAGUUUCAAGCACCGGUAGUAAGCAAUUCAAUUAAGAACAAGCCUGGAAAUGGAUUUCUUGUGAAAUUCGACAUGUUAAAAGGCAGUAUAAUUCACUGUUUGUUAAGAGUUUUUUAUGUGGCUAGUCCAGACACAGGCCGAUAGAAACUCAAUCUAAGCUCACAAAUUCUACAAAGUUCUGUGGCCAAAAAAUGGACGACAGCAAAGUCUAGAAAAGGAUAUUAUUGGGAAAAAAAAUGCAAUGAAUAAUACAGAAGUCAAUACAUUUUCACGGUUUUGCACAAAUUACAAGGUAAACAUGAAACAAACACGACUCUACCAAAAUCUGUAGGUGAAGACAAAUCAAACCGAAGAGCCAAUACUGAUUAUAAUUUGUCGAAAUGCUAGACAAAACAACGCUGCCACAGUAUUAAAAGAAACAGUAAGCUUCACGGACAGUUUCAAGAGUCAAAUAAUAGCAACUGAAAAGACCAUUUUCGAUAUAUUAAAAUUCAUACUUGACCAUAUUUGGCUCCGAGGCUUCGGAGGAAUAAAAGAAAUCAUGAUUUCUUGUCUUUUAUACCCCAAGCCUGGCAGCCAAGUGUGAAUUUUAAUAGAUCGGAAUUGGUCAAUUAGUAUUUCUUUGGAUGUCGCCAACCUAAUGCAAAAGGGGCACUGAGUCUAUUGUUCGUCACUCAUCAGCACUAUGUAGGGUUCGUCCCAUGAAAAGUUCGGUUUUAAGAAUUGGCUUCGUUUCAGCUCUUCCUUGUGAGCUCGAUCACUCCACUGAAACUCAAGCUCGUGAAGUCGACUUGUGGCAAUUCUUCAGUGUAGUAUCAGACUUCCGUGCAAACUAAACAAAUUUUACUCAAAAUUCUCCCUAGUAAUUCUCAAUUUAUUUAUUUAUUUAUUUUUUAUAUACAGUAAGUCUUAAUGGAACUUAAUUUUUCACUGGCCGAGAGACAAGGACUAAGCUAAGCAGUGUUUCCGUAGCCAUCCAACUCGAUAUGCCUCACCACAUACGAACUACUCAUGAAAUAUGAGCUGAAUUCAUUCUAUAAAAAGUGAUAACCUGAUAACAAAAAAAUUUCCUAUGCGGUUAAAAGUUGUGGAAGAAUUACCGAGAAAAAGCUGUGAGAAAUUUAGGGUAUCCCAUUUUCAGAUUAAAGGGUCACGAACAGAACGCACAAGAAGAGUCCAGACAAUCGUCGCUUAUCACUUCAAUUCAAAGAGUUACUUUAAAGCCCAGGGCCUGGGCUUUAAAGAUGACGUGCAAUUUUUAAUUGUUUAUGAGUAGGUUGACUGUGUCUUAAUAUAUUAAUCAUAUAUUAUGUUUUCAAUGCCUUCGUAGCCUGCGUCGUAGACACUCUAAACCUUCUCAAUAAUUACUCACUGCGAGCAGAGGCCCUCUCUCUUGCAGGGUUUUUAGCGUUUACGAAGUCGAUCGCAACAGACAAGCCACGCGAACGACUUCGUAAACGCUAAAAGCCAUGUAACAGAGAAACUGGCUCUGCUGGCAGUACUGUAUAAUGGUCUAGACGACACGUGGACCGGCUGCAACGCACGGCUGGGCUAUGCCUCCGUGCUGAGUGACGAUAAUUACACUAAGCCGAGGUUAGAUUACUUUCAAAAUGGCACGUAAACAACUGGGCCUGGUUUACGGGUUGUUCAAAGCCGGGUUAAGAUAACCCAGGGUUAGUGCGAAAUUUGAAUUUAGAUAUGAAAGCUUAAAAAGUAAAUUCAGCUUAAUUCUUUUUGUCAGCAAGUUGAUGAUUGCAUGCUGUUCAAAAUAACAAAAAAAAUAUCCAAGAAAAUACUUUUGAACAAAAGAAAAAGAAACCCGGUUUCAAUUUAACCCUGGGUUAAGAGCGACAGCGCUGCUAGGCGGCCUUCGAGUGGCGGUAACCGGCAAUUGAUACUGAAAUGUUCUGAAAACUAUGCAAUGCGUAGAAUAUAAUGUUCUCAUUCUCAAUUAAACUUCCUUGUCGUUUAUUUCAAAUCAUUGCUGAGUCGUGCUGACGUUAUAUGCAUUCCGCGCAUGCUUGAAUUUGUAGUUUCAAACUGAAGGCAUUGUCAUUUAUUAAAGGGGCUAUAUUACGACAUUCGAUUUCUUUUUAAAAAGCUAAAACUUUUUUUCCGCAUUAUCUGAAUUGCAAAAAUUAAGGGUCCAGUUUUGUUAUUUACGACCUUGUUUAGGCAACUAAACUGUGUUCCUGUCAGUCUGAAGCCACUUUAAAAGUACCAAAAACACUCGUGAUUAUAAUUGUUAGUGUUCCCGGAAGAAAUUCGUUUGAUGUUUUCUUCAUAAAGGUGAUGUUACAUGAGACGAUUCGCAACGACGAUUUUUAACACAGCGUUGCAACAUUGUUUCAUUGUUUCGUUUGUCGUAAAAAAAAAUUAACUUUAACUUUAACUUUUUCUAACCUCAAUUUCUCAUAUGGGAAUGAAUAUUGCUGUUUAUAUGAACUUAGAUGUCUUGUCUCCCGGGCGUGGCUGAUGGACCCCAAAACGACCUUCCUUACAGGCCUAAUCCGAUAGAAAUUUUAAACCUUUUUCAAAACAACUGAUUUUUUCUACUUCAAAAAAAUAAAAGAAACUACCUGCUUAAGCCGUUUUAUGACCAUGACCACCAAUCGAAUCACCGUGGUUACCCAGACUACCUUGCGCCGGGCUGCGGGAAGUUCAAAUUUCCAAACAACCAAUCAAAUCGCCCUUGGCACUGAAGGAAAAUUCAGUUCGUUUAUUCCACGAGUCGAUCCUUUAUGCGAUUUUCCAUCGCCUCUUGUUUUGAAUUUAUACAUUUCCUUUAAUUGUAUCAUUAGUCUUUUAAGAGUUUCUUUUUGGAUCUCUGUCUUCGUUUUGGUAAGUACUUUGAUCUAAACGCAUGACCAUUCGGCCAUGUUGAUAGUUUUGACGUUGUGUGCGCGGAUAGUUCGAAGUCUGUCGAUCCAAUCUUACAUUACUGCAUGUUUUCUCGCCAUGAAAACGAACUUAAAGAAGACCAUUUCUUUCGAUGUAACCUUGUGAUAAAGACAGGAAUGUUUACGUGGCUCUCUCGUUUAAAAUAUGAUACUUAGAUGCGGCUAAGUUUCCAAUUACGAUCGCUACGAUCGCUGAAAACGUAGAGAUCUUAGAGAAACCACUCUCCAGCGAUCGCAGCGACAACAAUCUCUGAGAUAGGAAAAGUUCUUUCUCAGCGAUCGUCACGAUAGCUGAACUAUUUUCCAGCGAUCGCAGCGAUCAUACAAAAUGUAUGGAAACCAGGCUUUAGGCCAGGCAUCACAUCAUAAGGGUUGCUGCGCUUGAUUGUUUUUUAAAACCAUUUGAAAUUGAGGCUUACAUGCAGAAAUUUAUAAGCGCAGGUUUGUGGAUAAAACUAAGCAUUAAGGGAAUAUAAACUGAGUUUACUCUUAAAUAUGUUGAUUACAACCUUAAUUCUGUGUUGUCAUUCAUGAAUGGAAUAGAGCCUAUCUCUAUCAUCUUUCAACAAACUACAUGUAUGUUCAACAUACUUUGUUGAACGAGAGAAGGGCACUGCAUUUGUUGAUCAGCAGAUGUUGAACUGUGUGUCACUGGCCUAGAACACACCCCGAGUUUAUUCUGACAACUUUUGAAAUGAAUAGUAUGAAAGUUAAUAGUAAAACGUAAAUUUUGGGUCUAUCCGAAGGUAAAAAGCUUUGACAGAACCAACAUGACUCCUGUAACAUAUUCAUGCAUGUUACUCUUACCUUGAUGUCAGGGCAAUUUUUUUGUGUCAAAUUCCUUACUGAUGACAUAAAAUCUGUCCUGAAUUCGGUCAGAAGUGCUGAUUGGACAACAAAGUAGUUACAUUGCCUUAGCUAUUGUUUACGAAUGACAGACAAAAGGCCACAAAAGUCAAAUGUGAAUGCAAUGAAUCCAUAACAAAACAGUCAAUAUUUGUGGAAUAUAUACACAGGAAAAAAUAACCAAUUCCCAUUUUUGGAUAUUUUAGGGUAUUAAAGAAUACCCACAAAAAUCCCAAAUUUGGAAGAGUGAGACAAGUCCCAACCAGGGAACUUGGUUGGGAAUUCCCUGGUUGGGACUUGUCUCACUCUUCCAUAUUUGGGAUUUUUGUGGGUAUUCUUUAAAUACCCUAAAAUAUCCAAAAAUGGGAAUCGGUUAUGUUUUCCUGUGAUAUUCUUCUCUGGAAGAAGCAGUUGAGUUUUGCUGGAACUUUUCACAGAUGAACACAACACUUUUCCAAAAUUAACCAGAAGAAACGUAAAAUUAAACAAAUUUGCAAUUAGAACCCCAUGACUACCAGAUUUAUUAUGUAAACAUUGAUUUUUGUCAUCAGUGUGGAAUUUCUGUCGUCACUGAGUGGCAGGCAUUCCUCCUUGUGAAACGUCCGAGAAGCAAGGACAAACGGCUGUUUUCGCAGGUAGAGGGACACAGGACAGUGGGAAACAAAACCACUGUGAACAACACAGUCUCUGCUAAGUUCCUACAGAUGCACAAAUUUUAUCUCUGGUCCUGGCUAUAAUAGACAAAUGAUAAACAAAUGUUUAGAAGUCUUCCCUGUUGGUGCUGACGUGAGUCUUCUCUAUUAUUUCUUCAGAGACUGGUUUUAUGCUAAAAGACCCAGCCUUAGUGUUAAAAGAGAAGCAGUAAACAUGGAUUCUACAGAAGCACAAGUUGUAAGUUUUAGCAGGGGAUUGACCAAAGUUACUUCUUAGCCAAGUCAAUCAUGUGUAAUAUUUACGGGGAUGUAAUUAGACAGUCAUUAUUAAUUUAAUGAGAUGAAAUUUGGGCGGGUAAAAGUGUUAAAUGUUAUUUCCAUUUGGGCGUGACUGACGUCCAGUUCAAUGGAUGUCACGUUGUGUCACAAUGAUGAUUCAAUCUGUUCUUUUCUUAAUUCUUUGAUGGUCAACUACAAGUCUUUUAACAGAUGUGUAUGUUUGACAAUUUAAAUGUUAAUUUACGCUCAUUUUUUUUUUAGCGAUCACCAUUAGCAACUCAAGAUCAAAAUAUCAUGGCCAGUAAACAAACUGCGAAGUCUCAAUUUAUCAGCAAACUUAGACCACCAUCAGCAAUAAAAAGACCACGGGAACAAGCAUUGACCAAAGUUGAACCACCAAGUUCUGAGGUAUAAAAUUACACACGUAAAGUGAAGGAAAUGCUACAUCGCGGGCUUCUGAUAUUAAGCAAAAUUUGUGCAGUUUAUUAAUCUCUAUGAACGACAUAAUCCAUAAGAAAUUUCACUAAUAGAAAAAUUUUUCAUUAUUAAUUCAGUCUGCACUGAAUAAUAACAGUUUAAAAUACAUGUAAAUGAAUUUCAUGACUAAAGACUGUAUAAGAAAGUGUUUUAUUUGCAGUCUACUUUUUGUCCAGAGAAAUCUCCUAAUUGCCACUUUAUAGACCUUUUCACUGCAUAAUUAAUGUGACCUCCUAUAAAGUCUACAUAAUUUUUUUAUAAUUUCAAUAAUAUUAAUAGCAACUGUCAAUUUGCAUGAGAUUGGUCAUUCUCAAUUCAUGUACUAAGGUAUUAACAGCGUUAGAUGAGUUUUAGUUUUUAUUUGUAAUUUUUACCUUGUGGGACCAAACUCAUGCAAGGCAGUUGCUCAUAACUGCUGGAAUCUUCCUCUCAACUAAACACUUUAAAUUCUAAUGAAGCUUUUUGAAUAAAACAAAAUAGCCUCCACCAAAAAUGAAAAGAUCAUCGUCACAAACCUCCUUGUCAUCACAACCCAAAACAGCAAAUUCAAGGCCUGCUGUCUCUACAACAUUAAGGCGUCAGACUUCAGCCACUACAACUGCAAGGAGGGAUGUUGCGUCUGGUGGACCUCAGGCACGUACAGGACAGGUGUCAUCCGUUACCAAGAGACAGACCAUAGCCUCUAAACCACCCACCAGUGUGAAUAAAAGCUCCAAUACAAAGGCAUCCGCUAAUGAGCCUGUAAAAGGCUUCAUAGGUUAGUGAAAAUUUUUAUUACUUAGCUCGAGUCUUAUCUUGUUCCCUUCUGACAGAAAAGUGUAGGCUCAUUUCCCAGACAGCGGCUGGUAAUCAAGCCUGCUCUUUCCACCACUCUUCCAUGUACCUUUUUUUACUCUCUUUAAAGAAAAAAAUGCGCUUCAUUUGAGUGUCAAUGUAUUUACCACGAAAGUACUAAUUGGGGACACUAUUUUUAUGUCUCCUACUGGAGACAGCUAGGACCACCAUUUUACGUGGUCAUCUAAGCCACGCAAAGAUCCAGUUGCUUGCUUUCAGUUAUUUUAAGACACAACUGAGUAAUGGUCCAGCCCAGGGAAUCGAACCUACAACCUCCUGCUCUGCAAUCAGGUGCUCAACCAACUGAGUUAAUCCUGCCGCAGAAGUCCCCUUUGAGAGACAAUUAUGGCCAUUCCAAAUCAGCAUGGUCCAUUUUAAAGAAAUUUGAUAAUAUCCUAAUAUCACCAACCUUAAAAUUUACCAUUAAUAAAUAAGCUAUAUACGUCAGUAUACAUUUAUAUUUCCCAUUUUCCAAUUGUAUUUAUAUUUACUACAUUGUUGUUGUUCUGUGGCUAUAAAGAUUAAGACACAACCAAAUAAUAAUUUGGUCAUAGGCUAGCAUAUCAUUUUAAAAGACAGUGGCUAUACAAAAAAAAAANUUGCUUUCAGUUAUUUUAAGACACAGCUGAGUAAUGGUCCAGCCCAGGGAAUCGAACCUACAACCUCCUGCUCUGCAAUCAGGUGCUCUACCAACUGAGUUAAUCCUGCCGCAGAAGUCCCCUUUGAGAGACAAUUAUGGCCAUUCCAAAUCAGCAUGGUCCAUUUUAAAGAAAUUUGAUAAUAUCCUAAUAUCACCAACCUUAAAAUUUACCAUUAAUAAGCUAUAUACGUCAGUAUACAUUUAUAUUUCCCAUUUUCCAAUUGUAUUUAUAUUUACUACAUUGUUGUUGUUCUGUGGCUAUAAAGAUUAAGACACAACCAAAUAAUAAUUUGGUCAUAGGCUAGCAUAUCAUUUUAAAAGACAGUGGCUAUACAAAAAAAAAAAGACACAAAGACACAAAGACACAGCCACAUAGCAUGUAACAUUUUGGUCGCCACUGACCAAACUCCAGCCCUAACCCAUAGACUUUCCCACCCUUCGAGAACUCCUACCCCUUCUUCUCCACCCCAUGUCAUCCCCCACCAGUAAUCCUCACACGUUUCUCCCCAUAUUCUCUGUAAAACAAACCAAAGCACUGCCUCAUACCAAAACGUCUCUCUCACCCGAUGAAAAUUUGCGCGUAAAGGAAGUCGAGAAGGGGAAGACGGGCGAGACGCGCUUUACCUCUCUUCUUAGAAGCGCCUGAGGAGGAGACAGAACCUGUACAUGUAUCAUGUAGGCGCCGCCCUGCAAAUUUUCUGCCAGAGUGUUUCCAUUUUAAUGGUAUUAAACACCAUAGGAUUUGUCCUCAAACUCUUUAUAGCCUGCGUAGCUGGUGGUUUUUUUUGAGGGGGGAGGGGGGGAGAGGAAAAAAGGCUGCAAAAGCGCGCGCGAACUAGCAACGGUGUUGCCGCCCCACUUCACUGCUCAUUUGCGCGCUCGACAGAAGAACCGCAAAGUACGCAGGCUAAAGAUUUUAAGGUUAGACUGACAUAUAGAUUCUCGCCGAAACAUUGUCAAGGAGUAAAGGGGUUAAUACAGCCAGUAAAUUGCAAUGAGCUGUUGGUUCCCCCAGGAUUCACUGAGGUUUACAAAUACAGAACUGCAAUUUUGUUUAAAACAAAAUACUACAUUGCAGGAAAGAAACGACCAGCAUGGGACUACAAAGGCAGAUUAGAGGACAUGGAAGCGUUCUUAUUGAAGUCAAACUCCUGUAUGGAGGACAUGACGAAAACAAUUGGCGAUAACCAGGGUAGAAUAGGUUAUCUGGAAUCUUUGAAUAAACAGCUAGAGGGAACAGUGCAGGUUAAAAACCAGCAAAGUGAACAGGUGAGAUCAGUAUCGAUUGCUAUACCACGGUCUGGGAGGGGGUCCCGAUCCCUACCGAUCCCGCAUUCCCGCUUCUUAUGCACGAGAAUCCCGCUUCCCGAAUUUCUGUCGUCUCUGUCCCGAAUACCGUUGUCUUUCCCGAUACCGCCUACAGUGCCAAGAUUUUGGCGAAUCAAACUUUCCGAGAAGCGGUCAAAUUCCGUUUCCCGGCAAAAAAAUUUUGCGUUUUCCCGAAUCCCGCACCAUAUUUUGGUCACAGGGUUAUAAAACGAUCACGGAAAUGUCAGGAAGAAAAGUUAUUCCAGGGUCUUGAGGAAAAAACGCACUGUUUACGGUUAUUCUGACCUCCCAACUCAAAAACGAAACUAAAUAUGAAGUUAGUUUUAUUCACCAUCGUUAUCUGCUUUGCCUGAAUGGAACGUUGAUUUCCCGCGUUUUUAAGGUAAUGUGCGAAUGAGUUAAGUUUUUAUGGAGUUUUGUUCUAUUGCAAGUGAUAUGUUCUCGUCCUAAGUUGGGAGUUAUAAACGAUUACGUAUAUUUCUACUCAACACUUUAAAAGAAUCCCUCUAAGGGUUGAUUUCCACUAACGCGUUUUGGCUACGCACUUUAAGGCACUUUUAAUCACGUAAAUAAAAAUAGAGGCAAGAUAAAAAGUGCUGAACUUUAAAGAGAAGUUGAGCGAGGUUCAACUUUUACGUUCACCAGCGACCUUUCAUGCAUUGCCUCUAUUUUAUUUGUGAAAGUAAAUUUUACGCACGUACGCACGUAAAAUUACGCGACACUGGAAAUCAACCCUUAGUCGUUAGACAGAAAAAAAUGAUUUGGAUACGCACGUUAAUUUUCGCGCGUAAAUAAAAUAGAGGCACUGUAUGGGUAGUCGCGCAUAAACGUAAAAGUUGAACCUCGCUCAAUUUUUACGUUUACGAACGACCUUUUAUACAUUGCCUCUAUUUUAUUCAGGCGCGUAAACUUUACGCGACAGUGGAAAUCAACCCUUAGUCAUUUAUAAGAGUGUGCUAUCAUUAAUUACUACUACUACCCGGCAGGUGGGUAAGAUAGCGAGAGACGUUGGGGCGUAAGGAAUCUAAACACCAAGUUAGAGAUUACUACAACUGUCAUUUGUAUGGGAAAAAAUUACCAUUUUCCACGGGAAAUGUUCUCAGAGUUAGACUAAUAGCCAAGAAAUGGCCAAAAUUUUGAUCGAUAACAGAAAUUCCUGUACUCGCUCCUUUCACAGGCCGCAGCGAAGAUUCUGGAUCUUCAGGUGAAAAUCAACAACGCGGAAGAGGAAAUACGAUCGCUUCAACUAAAACACGAGUUUGAAAUAGAGGUGGAAAAGAGAGCUAAGAAAAACCUUCAGCAAGAGAAGGAGUCCAUUAAGAACGAACUCAACAUCUCUAAACAAGAAGUCAUGGCUUUAAAAUCUACGGUCGCUAAAAUGACAGCAGAUUCAUUGGGAAUAACCACAGAAUUACAGGCGACCAAGGUAGUGUUUGUCUGUUUAUGAACUUGUAGCUUUUUAGUGUGAAUGCUGCGCCCCCUCCGGGCCUUAAUCGUUAUCAGUAAAACACUAAACAGACUCUUUCACAUGCAUCUAUUCAUAGAUGGGCGUGGAAGGCACGCGUGGGCUGCCCGCGAAAGGAGACGUAACAGCGAGGGGCGGGAAGAGAAAGGGAGUGCAAUGUUCUCCUUUUCCUUCCAGGCCCCUCACGGCUUCGCCACUCGCCCGCGCGUUCUCGCGCUAGAGAGCUUGCACACAGACUAUUUUAUAGGCCGAAAAGGAAGGCGCCUGUUCCGUAGUCUUAAAUGCUGAGAUUUGAAGCACAUUUGAACGUAAAUUCUACACAAUACAUGCGCCAGGCCCGUGUUUAGCCACCCCCUCGACGCAAAUAUCUAUCAAUUUCAGGUGAAAUAAAAAAGCGUCAAGAAAUCAAUAAUAUAAUUUCUUUUCUCUUGCGGCCUCACAAAAGGUUGCAAUUACGUCACGAAACAGUUCAAACUUUAUUAGCGUUAAAUAGGAAUUCCAAACACGGAAAGAAAAAACAGAUCAUUGUUUAUCUUCCCAGGUUUCUUUACAAAAAGCUUUGGACGAAAGUCAGCAAAAAAGUGAAACGAUUGCCAAACUCGAAGAUACAGUACGGGAACUUCAAAGCCACGUGGCCUCGCUGGAUUCCAAACUCCGUUCCGAGGAAACCAUCCGUCGCGAACUCCAUAACACCAUACAGGAACUCAAGGGUAACAUCCGGGUGUUUUGUCGGGUGAGGCCCGUGCUUACUUCCGAGGAAGGCCAGCGGUUAUGCGCAUUUUCCUUUGCGCAAGACGAGAGGGAACUGGCGAUAGAAUCAACCUCGGCGAAUGAGGUGAGACAUGAUAUCAAACUCGUCCUCAGAGCUUUUGUUUUCCUUUAGAAAUUUUGAGCCUUGGCUACGAGGUUAACACGAUAUGAGAAAUGAUAUGCAACAAAAAUGUAUGCCGUAAAUCAUUUCACCCACUCCUUGUUUCUGAUGCCCAUAACAGCGCUGCCCAAGGAACGCAUCAACCGUCUUGUACAAACCAUUGCAACGAUUUUGCUUGGCGUCGAAGUCGUAGUCAGAAGUGGUAAGCUUUAUGAUCUCGUGAAAAAAGCGUACGGAUUCCGUUUCUGACUCUAUCACUUAUGAAGCGAAAUAACUAAACCAGUCUUAAAACGUGGCUUGGUUUUUACUUUAUCCUCCCGCUUCUGCUUUCAACUUCAACGAUCUCGUUAUUCUUACUUAGUCAUCAGCGGAGUCGGAAGAAAAUUAAAGAUAUAAACAAGUUCUGAUUCUUCCGACUCUGAUUCCGUCAAGCUUACGACUCCGAUUUUUAAUUUCCACUAAUGAAAGUCACAAGCGCUCUUACUAGUUUAAAAUAGUCUUUAUCUAUGAAAGCCGUGAGUAGUUUUAGGGCCGGCAUAAACAAUCGUCGUCUCUAUUAUGCUUAGUUUGUCGAGCAGUUAACCGGCUCAGCUAAAAGGCAAAGACCUCUACCAUGGAAAACCAGGAAGGUCAAUAAAUUUAAGAAUUUCUUAUUCCACGCCUGAGAACUCAUGGAAAAUUGAAGUUAUGUUUGGUAGAUUAGUUACUGCAGAUGUCAAAGCAAGGGCGAAGGACAAGCAAUGAAACAGCGCGAACGGCACGCGCUUUGGUGGACACCAGAGUGUGUGUCUUUUGAAUUGAGUUUCGUAAAAAAUAGUCACCAAAAACAAGAAUAAUUUGAAAAAUUUCGAAAGUAACAGCUAAACCGAAGUUGUUUAAAAACUGGAGGUUGGUUUAGGGUUUGUACUUAAUCUCGACCCAGAGCUCUUCUGCGCGUGUAAGCACUGGGGUCGAGAAUGGGUUUGUACUCUUUUGGAGAGUCAUGGAAUUAACAAUUUGAAGUGCUCAAGAGAGUACGAACCCUACCUGGUUGCCAUAUGUUGGUUCUUUAGUAAUACACACUCAUAUUUAUUUAUGUUGUCAAUCCACAGAGUAUUUGCGGAACUAAAAAAGCCCCACCAAAACACGAAUUCGCUUUCGAUAGAGUGUUUAACCCGUCUUCAAGUCAAGAAGAUGUUUUCGGUGAAAUUUCACAGUUAAUCCAAUCCGCUCUCGAUGGCUAUAACGUGUGUAUAUUUGCCUAUGGUCAAACGGGCUCAGGGAAAACUUACACGAUGGAAGGGAACACUGCGGACCCUAAAAAACAGGGGAUGAUCCCAAGGGCCUUGGAACAGGUGUUCAGGACAUCACAGGACCUCAAAGAAAAGGGCUGGCAGGUAAGCAAGAAAAAUAUUGCCUUGAAAACCGAUGUUGUUCCCUUGCAUACAGUUCGUCGACGCAUCGUGCGUUCAACCGGAAAAGGGUAUCUUACUGAUAGCUACAUGACGCACACUUUCCUCUUCUUGCUAAAUGCUAUUUUUUGUCAGCUCCUGUCUUUAAAACUUUUAAACCAGGAUACAUGUUUUAUGUGAGUUCGAUUCUUCCUCGUUUUAGGGUACCAUUUGCUGUAGGUUUUUGAAAUGACAAGGCAAUGCGGUUACAUCCCUGCCAUGACAUUUCUCGUCUUUUCUCGCAGCGAAAAUUAAACUUAACAAACAGUCAACCGCAUUUGUGAGCGAAGGUUUCAAUCCUUGUAGUGAUAAGUUUAAUAUGGUGCUGUACGGAUGAGGAAAAAGCGCAGAGGUCGUCGGAAAAUUUACGGCGAUAAUCAAAACUACCACCCAUGUUUUAUCCCCAGUUCAUAUAUCUGAUUACUGCACGUAAUUAUUGACCUUGUACAACACCUACUGCAUUUAGGUGGAAUCCUACUGUUUGCAUGUAAAAUAUACGCGCGUGAGCGUAAAAGUUGAGCGAGGUUCAACUUUUACGUGCAAGCGCGACCUUCCAAACAUUGCUUAUGCUUUAUUUACGCGCGUAAAAUUUACGUGCAUACACUGGUAAAAAAAACACGACAGUGGAAAUCCACCCUUAGUCCCUUAGUCAAGCGCGCUUACAAUAGUUGACACAGAAACCAGUUCGUAACUACUUAGUAGAAAAAGAGUACAAUGUGUUGAGGUACCAUACAACAGUAUUACCGCAAUCAACACAAUUGAGUCUUUUGACUUGUUGAUGCUGAUUAUUUCCCUUCCGUUUCUAGUACACCACCGAGGCCAGCUUUUUGGAAAUUUACAACGAGACGAUCAAGGACCUCCUGGGCUCUGGCGAUCCAAAUGCAAAGCACGAAAUUAAACUUGUUAAUCCUAACAGCACGGGAAGCGCUUGCGAAGUAACGGUCACUAAUGUCAAAACAGUGACUGUUACAUCCGAAACACAGGUGGGUUGACGACCUGGUAGCUUGUGAUACGGGAUUUCUACUACCUUUGUCCUUUUAUGUUUUUAAUGGACAGACAAGUGUGUGGGAUUGUUAAUAGCCCUGAAAUAUUUUUUUUAAAACAAUCUGUGUCUCGGAAUGUAUCAAUAUUCAAACAGUAUUACUUAACAUACCACCAAAUGGAGCGUUUGAAAGUUCAUUUUCGAUUUUUUUUAAACGUUUGAUAUAACGCUUAGAAGACAUAUGUGUUGGACGCGAGGCUGCAGUUUUGUCAUUUAUAAAUAAUUUCUUUCCUAGCGUUUAGAUCCAUAGUACAUAAGGACACUUUGUACUGGCAAUAUUGAAAAAAUUAACCAUACAGCCGUGACACUGCCCUUUUAAAAGUUGCCCUGCUAAUUCAUGAACGCGCCCUAUGUGGGGACGAAACACUGAGCUCUCCUUUGUGUCUUGCAGUUUUUCAGUCUGGCCAGUCCUUCGCAGUACUUGAACCUAGUUUAUUCUCUUUUCUCUUUUCCAGAACUUAAAAGCGUUAAGUCAUGAAAGGAUUGUUAGCCUGUCCUAUAUACUCAUGACCAUGUUUUUUUCAAAUGGAUGCUCACAAGCUGUAAAUUUUUAACUUAAGAUUCCGAAAUGCUUUGCACCAUUCUUUUGCUGCUUCCUCUAUGUAAGGGUAAUGCAACCCCUUUCGCCCAAAAAUUACUCGGACAUCUAAAAUCCUAUUACUGAGUACUAGACAGUCCUUAGACUGUGAGCCGCAGUCUCUUAUUGUUCUUUUGAGUCACAGUAGACCCAGAGCACAGUAUACGGGAAGGGCGAGCGGCGAAUCCGCGAGGAACGAGGGCGGAAACGCCCCAAUCUUUCCUCCUUUUUACUAUUUUUUGCAUAAUUUAACUUUUUUGCUCGCCGUGCGUGGCUCUGAGGAAAGAAGGACGACCGCUGGUGGUCUACACAUUUUUGCGCGCUUUUUAGAUCGGCUUUCGCAUCUCAACUUGUCUAGUCACCAGUCUACUUCAUUAUUUCUAUGUAUAAGGCAUUUCCGGCAGUCAGCAGUCUACUUCAUUAUUUCUGCAAGGGGGGCUAUCCACUUUACAUUUUUAUUCUCCUUCACAUUGAUUGAUGAAGUUAAGCUGGAUUUUCGUAUUGGUUUGUGUCGGUUUUGUUACAGGUGUACAGUUUAUUGGAGAAAGCGACUCAAAACAGAGCUGUAGCCGCCACACAAUGCAAUGAGCGUUCUUCACGAAGUCACAGCGUCUUUAGACUGAAGCUCGUUGGUGAAAAUCAUCUCACCGGUGAAAAAUGCCAAGGUAUACCACGCUGAGUUAGUCUGAAAUGUCGUCCGUCUCUUUGCCUCCCCCACCAAAUGGGCGGCAAGGCGAGAGACAGUCUCUCUUUCAAACUACACGCUGAUUUGGACAUGCAAUUAAUAUAAUGAUAAAAAGAUUCUCUUAUUGAAACACUUAGCUCGACUCUAACCAGACAAUAAAGAAUCGUUUUAAAACCCCCUCUGUACUAUUUAACAAUAUUUAAGUGUAGUAAUAGUUCAAUACAUGCAUUGCGGGUCGAGAUGUUUUCUCCUGCUCUAUUUCGCACGUCUAUCCACCACUCUCCACAACUAAGGUUUUUGUGCUCCCGAAUAAUGUUUCUUCAAUAGCUCCUAGUCUGUACACAGGCGUUGUUUUCUUUUUCUAAUCGAAAAUUGCGGUAGCUGUCAAUAAAUCCCUCGCGGAUUCUAUUUUCAUACGCACGCUCGACGAUCUCUUAAAAGAAAACAGAGGGUCUGUGAACAGGCUAUAUAGCGCCAUGUAUGUCGACGAGACUAAGCUAGGACUUUACUAUCCUAGAGUUUAUUGUCGUUUAUUUUAUCUUUCACUGUUUGUCCAGACGAUUUACCAUGUACUCACCUUAAUUUGCAGGGACCUUGAACCUUAUUGACCUGGCGGGAUCCGAACGCUUGAGCAGUUCGGGUUCCACUGGGGAUCGGUUGCGAGAAACGAAGAGUAUUAACAAGAGUUUGAGUAACCUCGGAAAUGUUAUCAUGGCUUUGGCCAACAAAGAGCAG